This is a messenger RNA of Carassius carassius (crucian carp), 871 nucleotides long. RefSeq names its product homeobox protein Nkx-2.2-like. Gene Ontology annotation, biological process: cell differentiation; regulation of transcription by RNA polymerase II. Gene Ontology annotation, molecular function: DNA-binding transcription factor activity, RNA polymerase II-specific; RNA polymerase II cis-regulatory region sequence-specific DNA binding. NCBI's taxonomy places the organism in Eukaryota, Metazoa, Chordata, Actinopteri, Cypriniformes, Cyprinidae. The record is from RefSeq and is a predicted model, not a curated record. The coding region runs from base 128 to 871 and encodes 247 amino acids. The transcript is spliced from 2 exons. Gene Ontology annotation, cellular component: nucleus.
CGCCAAGGCCUUUUUUGACGUUUUUUUUUUGCAGGUCCGAAACUCAUCUGAGACCUUGAAUGAGCCAGACUAAUAGGAUUGGCUUGGUAAAGCACUGUAGCAUCCGAGGAGCAUCUGUGAUCCGUGUAUGUGUGUGUGCUGUCUAAUCCAUCUUCAUACACAACUUACCACAACGCUUUUGAAGAAAUUCCACUCUCACGGUAUAUUGGUUUGGAAAAUGUCCCUAAAGAAUUCCAGGUCAGGAUUUUCUGUCCGCGAUAUUUUAGACCUCCCGGACACGAACGAUGAAGGAUCGGUGACUGAAGACACUGAGGAUGAGGCGGAUGAAGGGCUUUCUGGAAAUCAGCAGCGCGCGUCCUCCGGGGAUGCGCUUUGGCUCGGAUCUCCAUGUGGCCACAAAUAUACAUUGCCAUCAUCAGCAUCUCCAGAGGAUUUAACUCCAGAACUGUCCACGGAUGAGUUUGUUGAUCGGGACAGAGAGAGUUCAGAGGACGCGGGGAGAAAGCGCAAAAGGAGGAUCCUGUUUUCAAAGACUCAAACCAUUGAAUUGGAGAGGUGCUUCAGGCAACAGAGAUACUUAUCCGCGUCUGAGAGAGAACAUCUGGCUAAGAUCUUACAUUUGACUCCAACGCAAGUGAAGAUUUGGUUCCAGAACCAUCGGUACAAAGUGAAACGAGCUCGGGCUGAGAAAGGAAUGGACCCGUAUGUGCUGUCUCCGCGCCGGGUUUCUGUUCCCGUUCUGCUGAGGGACGGAAGAGUGUGCCAUGUUCUCAGUCCACCCGACAUCACUGCCUUUAAUAUGAAGCAGUUCCCUCAAAUUCAACCCAGUCAUAACAUCUGCCCCAGGAUCAUGACACGUCUGCCAUCUUGA